Brassica rapa (field mustard) is the source of this 1395-nucleotide messenger RNA. Its product is annotated as annexin D1. Gene Ontology annotation, molecular function: calcium ion binding; phosphatidylserine binding; calcium-dependent phospholipid binding. Gene Ontology annotation, biological process: response to salt stress; response to heat; response to water deprivation. Gene Ontology annotation, cellular component: plasma membrane; cytoplasm. Lineage: Eukaryota; Viridiplantae; Streptophyta; Magnoliopsida; Brassicales; Brassicaceae. The record is from RefSeq and is a predicted model, not a curated record.
CAGUAGUAUAUAUAUAUACGGACACAUGGCUCGCAGUGUCCUAAAGCCUUUCACGUUUUCCCCUUUAUAAAUUGAUCAUCUAUCUGCUUUCAACUCUCGACAAAAAAAAAACGAGAGAGAGAGGUGAAAGAAGUAAAAGAACUUGCAAAGCAAAAAUGGCGACCCUUAAGGUUUCUUCUUCUGUUCCUUCUCCCUCUGAAGAUGCUGAGCAAUUGAAAAGCGCAUUUGAUGGAUGGGGUACCAACGAGGAAUUGAUCAUAUCAAUCUUGGCUCACAGAAGUGCUGAACAGAGGAAGCUGAUCAGGCAAACAUACCAUGAAUCCUUUGGAGAGGAUCUUCUUAAGAGUCUUGAGAAGGAACUUACAAGCGACUUCGAGAGAGCCAUCUUGCUCUGGACUCUUGAACCGGGUGAACGUGAUGCCUUAUUGGUUAAUGAAGCUACCAAAAGAUGGACUUCAAGCAACCAAGUGCUUAUGGAAGUAGCUUGCACUAGGACCUCUACGCAGCUUCUUCACGCUAGGCAAGCUUACCACGCUCGCUUCAAGAAGUCUAUUGAAGAGGAUGUCGCUCACCACACCACCGGUGACUUCAGAAAGCUUUUGGUUUCUCUUGUUAGCUCAUACAGGUACGAAGGGGAAGAGGUAAACAUGACAUUGGCAAAGCAAGAGGCUAAGCUGAUUCAUGAGAAAAUCAAGGACAAGCAUUACAAUGAUGAAGAUUUCAUAAGGAUUUUGUCCACAAGGAGCAAACCACAGAUCAAUGCUACCUUCAAUCGUUAUCAAGAUAAUCACGGCGAGGAAAUCCUCAAGAGCCUUGAGGAAGGAGAUGAAGACGACAAGUUCCUAGGGCUGUUGAGGUCAACCAUUCAAUGCUUGACAAGACCUGAGCUUUACUUUGUGGAUGUUCUUCGUUCAGCGAUCAAAAAAACGGGAACAGACGAAGGAGCUCUCACUAGAAUUGUGACCACAAGAGCUGAGAUUGACUUGAAAGUCAUUGGACAAGAGUACCAAAGAAGGAACAGCAUUCCAUUGGAGAAAAUCGUAAACAGUUAAACCCAAGAACCACAUGUCAGAGAGAGAAGUUUGGAUAACGUAGUUUCCAAAAAGAUCCAGCAAGCGAUAAUUCAAAGUUUGUAACACGAGAAAAGCUCCCGGAUAAUCGCUAGCUUUGCCAUAAUGCUUUCUAAACUGGAUCGCUGCUGGAAUAUUUUGCUCUAUUAGACUAUCUCCAAUGUAUUUUGCUAUUUUCAUUUCUAAAAUAGAGAAAUUCUAUAAUAUAGAUGAGAUAUGCUGCAUUGUAUUUUUUUUUUUUUUUGGAAUUAUACAAUAGUAUCCUAACUCUACAGAAGUGGUCCAAACUAGUCACUGUAAAAUCUAAAAUCUACAAUAAGUAUUU